AUUUGUAAACCAAUCUAUAAACAGGUCUAUAGUAUUUUGAAAACAUUGCAAAACAGAGGUAAAGUAGCAGAUAUUGUUAUCACCAAGCACGGAUUCCCGAAUAAAUCAGCAAACGGGACCUACAGACUCUACUAGUCAAUGCUAGUGAAUUAAUCGACAAAAUGUCAUACGGACGGGGCGAUUUGACACCGGGUGGAGGAGGUUCCUAUGGAAACAGUGGCGACCAAUACUCGAGUUCGUAUCAGAAUGAGGGACGCUCAUCACAAGCUGACUACACCAGGCUGACACAACUAAUCAGUUCAAACAUACAAAAGGUUCAGCAGAAUGUUCAAGACAUCAGGAGAAUGGUCGAACAACUCGGAUCAUCGAGCGAUACUUCGGAACUUCGAGAUCGAUUGCAUCAACGGCAACAUUACACGAACCAGUUGUCAAAAGACACAGCAAAAUAUAUAAAAGAUGUCAAAGCCCUAGCUCCAGCCUAUCCAGCUUCUGAACAGAGGCAUCGUAGAACGCAAACAGACCGAUUGAUGAGCGAAUUCAGUGACGUAUUGAACCGAUUUCAAGCAGUCCAACGAGAUGCGGCAUCCAAAGAAAAAGAAUCUAUCGCCCGUGCAAGAGCUGCAUCAGCCAGUCAAGACCAUUCUGGAGAUGUCCUUGUCAGUAUUCAAGGGGAGCAGCUACAGGAACAAGCACAGAUAUCUCAGGAAGAAAUAAAGGAGAUUGAAGAACGACAGGCUGCCAUCCAGCAGUUGGAGAGAGAUAUUAUCGAUGUUAAUGAUAUUUUCAAAGAACUUGGGAACCAAAUCGAGUCUCAGGGAUUGAUAAUUGACAGCAUAGAAGCGAACGUAGAAUCAGCGGCUGACAAUGUCCAAGCUGGGAACAAACAACUAGUCCAAGCCAGAAGCUCUGCUGCGAGUGCUCGAAAGAAGAAAAUUAUUUGCGGGAUAAUCGUGAUUGUUCUCAUCAUCGUGCUGAUUUUGAUCAUUUAUUUCUCAACGAAACCAAAUUAAUAUUCACCCCCCACUCUCUUGUAAAAAAUAUUUUAUCUGAUUUGUUUUUUGAUUUUUGAAUCAUAAUUGUUUAACAGCGAAGCAUUAGCCAAAGCUAAUAUUGGAAAUUAGAAAAAUGAUCAGUCUAAGUCCAUUGCUACUAAAUUUGAAUUUGGUUUGAAUAGACAUUUCCUAGACCAGACAGACCCUUUGGGGUCGACGAGUCUGAAAAUUUAAAAUCUGAUGUUAGUAAAUUUUUCCCAUGUUGAUUUGCACAUUUUGUUGACCAGCAGUUUCCAACACUGGGGCAUCAAAGAGCCCAUGAGUAUGAAAAUAUGAAGGCUGAUGUUACUAAAUUUGAAAAUUCAACUUUUGUUAAGAAUGCGUAUAGUGUAGACCUGCUGUUUUAGAGGGGCUGGCAGUAAUAUUUUUGGCGCCAAUGAGAGUUUUAAUUGAAACAAUACCAAGUCUAAAAAUGUAGAUACUAAAUUUGAAUUCCAAAUUAUCGUCCUGUAUUUGAUUUGAAUGCACACUGAUGUAGACUAGUGGUUUUGAAAUUUCUUUUGGUGGGGAGGAGGAAGUAUUUUGGGGUCCAUUACUUUGCAUGCAUGAAAUAAAAAUAAAGCAGUAGAAUAAUGAAAGCGUUUCAACUUGGUAGAGCCGGCUAUUGAGUGGCAAAUAUGAAUAUUUGGAAUCUUGCAUAUUAAAAAUAAAUGGUUUUAUUUGCCCCGAAAAAAAUUAUUCUAUUUGCCAUUCAAUCAAGUUCAAUGUCCAAUUCCAACUGUUUGUUUCAUGCUGGUCUUCUCCAGAAAAAAGUUUUCACAAAUUUCAGGGAAAUCCUGAAAUGGGUCACGACAUCGAAGGGUUAGGCCCACUCACAAAGACUGACUACGCAAUGCACCUGUACAUCUAUGCUAUGCAGGAUAUUUAUAAUCUUAAAGCAAACUUCGGAAGAUCAUUUGUUUGUUAUGCCCAUAUCUCAGCUUUCCUGGAAUAAUAAAAGAUUCUUUUAAUUGGUGACAAGUUUUGUUAAUUUUCCUAUAUUCUCAUAUAACAUUUAACGGAUUGCAGUUUAUUUGUCUUAUGGUUCAGUGAUUUUAGUGUUCCUGUAUAUAGCGAACUUUAUAUUACGUGUGAACACUGUUUAUCUUUGUGUGGAAUUAUAUUGUUGGCUUAUUUUCCCACAAUUGCUGUAAGAAGCCGUCCGUUCCUGAGCUCAUGUGACGCAUGGAUAUUUUUGUGUUGAGACUAGAAAAAUUGAUAAUUUAUAAUAUUUGAACGGAAAAGUUUGAGCAUUUUUCCAUAUUCUAAUCAUACGCCACCUACUGACAUUCCUGUCACAAGAGUGAAUCCAUAUACACUAUUUUCCACAUCAGUAGUGCGUGCAAGGACAGCCCUUUUGUCGUCAUAUGGUACUUCGACCACUCAAACUAAUAUUUUUCCAAAUAAAUUAUUCUUAACAUCAAAAAUUUGAAAUACUGAAUGUAAUCGAUGUUUAAAUGAUUCAACUAUGAGAUUCAUUUGGACAGCUGAUUAACAUCUUGAUAACAGACUUAUCGUGCGUGAAAACCCACAGUUUACCGGGAUUUUGAUGUUAAGUUCUUGUCAUUAGAAAUUCCUCGGCACAAUCAGAGCUUUCAUGGGCGGUUCGGUGUGGCAAGAAAUAUAAUUCAAACUCGUAUUUAACUAUUCCGUAAUAAAGCCUGUUCCUUAUUGUGUAAUAAUGUUUCUAAUUUUUGUAUUGUGAUGUAAUUUGCAAUUAUAAAUACCAUAUGUUGUGUCAUUAAAUAACGAAAGUUA
Messenger RNA from Styela clava, 2789 nucleotides. RefSeq names its product syntaxin-7-like. Gene Ontology annotation, biological process: vesicle-mediated transport; vesicle fusion; intracellular protein transport. Gene Ontology annotation, molecular function: SNAP receptor activity; SNARE binding. Gene Ontology annotation, cellular component: endomembrane system; membrane; synaptic vesicle. NCBI's taxonomy places the organism in Eukaryota, Metazoa, Chordata, Ascidiacea, Stolidobranchia, Styelidae. The record is from RefSeq and is a predicted model, not a curated record.